AUGUCGUCGGACAGCGACGACUCUGACAGCGAGGCGGUGGGCCUGCGUCUGCGCCUGAGCACCUCGGGCCCGCUGCGGGCCAGCGAAUCACUUGAGUCACUGGUAGCCGGCCGACAACCAGCCGGCUACUUCCACCCAGCUACCCUGCUGCCGGCACUCAGCGACGAGCAAAAUACCUUCAUGGCGCUGGCGUUCCUGGCCGCCGCACCGGGCUUCGACGUGAGCUGCGCCGCGUUCGACGGCGCAACGGCUCUUCACGUGGCUGUGGAGCGCGGCGACGCGGCCAUGGUGGCGCUGCUGCUGGGCCGGCCCGAGGUGCGGUUGGCCGACUGUGCGCUGUACGCUGUGGCCAGCGGCGACACGGAUCUGGCUGAGCUACUACUGUCGAGGUUGCCGGCCGACCGUGAGACCCGUGGCUACCUGGACAGCGCGGCCUACACGCCCGACAUCACGCCGCUGACGCUGGCCGCACACAACGACGACUACGAGAUGAUCCAGCUGCUGGUGUCGCGCGGCCACCGGCUGCACCCGCCGCACGCGCCCACCUGUUUCUGCGCUGCCGUCUGCUUCAGCAAGCUCAACGGCGAGGACCUGGCGCACUCGCUGAAGCGGUUGAACACGUACCGCGCGCUGGCCUCGCCCGCCUAUAUCUGCCAGACGUCGCCUGAUCCCAUUUACACGUGCUUCACGCUGGCCGAGGAACUGCGGACGUGCGCCGAGCAUGAGAUGGAGUUCCAUACGUUGUAUUCCGAGCUGUCGGCGCAGGUGCGCCAGUUCGCCGUGAAGCUGAUCGACUAUUGCCGCACCACGGAGGAGCUGGAGCUGAUCGUCACACAACGCAGGGGCUGCUACGAGGGCUCACGCCCUUUCCGGUACCCCCGCAUCCUGAUGGCUGUGGACUUGGGCCAGAAGGAGUUUGUCGCCCACCCCAAGGUGCAGCAGGUGUUCACCAACCUGUGGCUGGGUCGGCGGCAACGUUGGCGACACCACUCGCUCGCGAAGAAGGUCGCCAUCUUUGUUUUUCAGCUGUUGUUGCUGCCGCUCACGUCCGUGUUCUUCAUCCUGGCGCCGCGCUCCAAACUGAACACCUACUGGGACUCUCCAAUCAACAAGUGGCUCAACUGGAUGGCCUCCUACGUGGUGUUCCUGUUGAUGAUAGUCGUCUCCGAGAUUCUGGACGAGAUCAGCCAGGUGCGCGGUCCACCGGACUCGGGCCUCGAGUUCCCCCUGAUGCUCUGGGUGAUCAGCAUCACCUAUUCCCACGCCCGCCAAUGCUGGCGCAAAGGCUUCAAACGCUUCUUCGGCAGCGCCUGGCAUUGGUACGACACCAUCAUGUUGUGCUUCUUUUAUCUGGCGUUCGUGUGCUGGGCCGUGUCCGGCUACGACGUGCGUCACUACAACAACGUCCAUCUGCACCGCAAGUUCUGGCACCAGUACGACCCGACUCUGGUCGGCGAGAGCUUCACGGCCGUGGCCAACAUCCUGGCCUUCAUCAAGCUGCUGUACGUGUUCCAGCUGAGCGCCACGCUCGGUCCCCUGCAGAUCUCGCUGGGCAAGAUGAUCAGUGACGUCGGCCAGUUCCUGGUCUUGUUUGCCGCCGUCGUCGUCUCGUUCUCGUCCGGCAUGAACCGGCUGUUUGACUACUACAAGGGCAUGGUGCGCAAGCUGGGCAACGGCGAUGACGCCGUGCAGAUGCACUCGUUUGUGAACCUACGCUCGGCGUUCCGCACCCUCUUCUGGACGCUGUUCGGUCUGUACGACCUGCAGUCGGUCACGGUGGUGAUCGAGAACCUGCCCGGCGGCAGCAAGGAUCUGCCCAUCAUCAACAGCCAUGGCUUCACUGAGGCCAUCGGCUACAUCCUGUUCGCGGCCUUCCACGUGCUCUGCGGCAUGAUCAUCAUGAACAUGCUCAUCGCCGUGAUGACGUGCACGUUCCACGAGGUGCACGCCUCCGCUGACAUCGAGUGGAAGUUCGCGCGCAGCAAGGUCUGGAUCACGUUCAUCCUCGAACCCUCCAUGCCACCGCCCUUCAACCUCAUACCGAGCGUGCAGAGCGUGUGGCGGAUGUUCAGUUGGCUGGGACACGUGCUGGUGCGCCGGCGCGGCCGCACUCCGCGCUGCGACGCCCGCCGCUGCUGCUACCAGGAGGAGGAGCUGCGCUACUUCCGCGACCGGGCCGAGAGCGACGCGCAGGAGGCCGCCACGGCCGCCGAGGUGGACGGCCUGCUGGCCGAGGUGCAGGGCAUCAAGGCCGAGGUGCGCGACCAGGCCUGGGGCCGGCAGCGCUCGCCCGCGGCACGCGCCGCCGACGCCCUGCUGCUCUCGCCAAUGGAGCGGGCGCGGUUGGGGAAGCUGCGGCGGCACCAGGGGCAGAUCAUGCGGCUGUUGGGCCUGCCAACUGAGAACGACCCGAAAACGGCGGGGGCGAGCGCGCGCGCAUCAUCUGAAGAGGCCGGCCACCAGGUUUCGCACACCACUACCGAGUCAAUCUUCAGUGGACAGUUGGUCAGCGUUGGGGAGUACCAGUGUAGCCGGCUCACCAGCCCGAGCCAGUACACGGCACCACAGCCACUCACUGCCAGCAGCCGGUUCGGGUGCGAGCGCCGCACCCAGCUGCGCAGCCGCCGGUUUGCGACCGGCCAGUCAUACCGAGGACUCAGCCGAAACCCAGCCCAACGACCGGCCAGCCAGCUGCAAUGCGUCGCACCGUCCGACACGUCGCCCACCCUGGAGCAGGAGUUAGGGCAGUGGCAGGAGCAGAAGCAGGAGCAGGAGUCGGUACUGGAGCCAGAGCCAGAGCGAGAGCCAGGGCCGCCGGAGCCGGGUCGGAUUCCCGCCAAUCCGGGGCCUCCGUGCGCGGCCUGCCUGAUCUCCAGCGUCUGCAGCGCGCCGCGCCAGCCUGACGCGGAUGCCUCGCUCUCGGGAUAG
Pollicipes pollicipes is the source of this 2928-nucleotide messenger RNA. RefSeq names its product short transient receptor potential channel 3. The record is from RefSeq and is a predicted model, not a curated record. Gene Ontology annotation, cellular component: cation channel complex; plasma membrane. Gene Ontology annotation, molecular function: inositol 1,4,5 trisphosphate binding; store-operated calcium channel activity; protein binding. Bases 1 to 2928 code for a protein of 975 amino acids. The transcript is spliced from 8 exons. Lineage: Eukaryota; Metazoa; Arthropoda; Thecostraca; Pollicipedomorpha; Pollicipedidae. Gene Ontology annotation, biological process: calcium ion transmembrane transport; regulation of cytosolic calcium ion concentration.